CUUCUCUACUUCCUCGAAUUGCCCAUUUCCUGCGUGAUCGAUUUGUGACUAAUUAUUUAACGAUAUGCAUGAAUCAUAUACUUCAUGUCCUUAAAAUACCUGCAGAACGUGCCAGUGGGUUCAUCGCUCUUGGGGAGAUAACUGGUGCUCUGGAUGGUGAACUCACUAACUAUUUGCCGACAAUAACCUCUCACUUGCGUGAUGCGAUUGCUCCCCGUAGAGGUAGGCCCUUACUUGAGGCACUAGCAUGUGUUGGAAAUAUUGCUAAAGCAAUGGGACCAACCAUGGAGCCUCAUGUUCGUGGUCUCUUGGAUUCUAUGUUUUCUUCUGGGCUUUCCCUGCCAAGACAAUCAGCUUCUGUGAGUCGAGGGCAUAUUACAACGGUUACCCCCCAAGUACCAGAACUGAGUGGUUCUGCGCUAGUUCAACUUGCUUUGAGAACCCUUGCUCGUUUUAAUUUCAAGGGCCACGAUCUUCUUGUGUUUGCAAGGGAGUCUGUUGUUGUGUAUUUAGAAGAUGAGGACGGAGCUACAAGGAAGGAUGUUGCUGCAAACUAGUAGCAAAUUCUUUCUCGGUGAUCUCUUCUACCCAGUUUAGUCUUAGUAGAAUCAAUUGUGCCAGUGGAAAGCGACGUCGUCGGCUUGUUGAAGAGGUUUGAAUUGCUUUUUCAAUAAAUACUUUUUCGUUGAGGCAUGCCACAUCAGCAGCCUACAAUGUCUCCUUUAUAUAUAUAUAUAUAUAUAUAUAUAUUUGAAAAUAUGUUAGAAGUGUCACUACAAUGAACUAUUUUAGAAGUAGAAAAGGUUUUUCUAUUUUUAAAAGAAAAAUAGUGAACAGAAUUAAGACAUUAUUUUCUAAAAGAAUUUGAAAGUGUUAAAAGUACCAAUACAA
Messenger RNA from Capsicum annuum, 891 nucleotides. Its product is annotated as serine/threonine-protein kinase TOR. The record is from RefSeq and is a predicted model, not a curated record. Gene Ontology annotation, cellular component: TORC1 complex; nucleus; TORC2 complex. NCBI's taxonomy places the organism in Eukaryota, Viridiplantae, Streptophyta, Magnoliopsida, Solanales, Solanaceae. Gene Ontology annotation, molecular function: protein serine/threonine kinase activity. Gene Ontology annotation, biological process: TOR signaling; negative regulation of macroautophagy.